Molecule: messenger RNA, 3604 nt
Organism: Bombyx mandarina (wild silkworm)
Lineage: Eukaryota; Metazoa; Arthropoda; Insecta; Lepidoptera; Bombycidae
Gene: Tnpo-SR
Product: transportin 3
Biological process (GO): protein import into nucleus
Cellular component (GO): cytoplasm
Source: RefSeq, a predicted model, not a curated record
CACAAUUUGUGGUUCGUUGUCGUUUCGUUUUGAGUUUCUUUUUGUAAUCAAAUUUGAUUCGAAACAAUACUUUCAUAAGUAGAUAUGAAAAAUAACGUUUUAUGCACCAGAAAAGUGUGGGGUUGAGAUUAGUAUAAGAAUUUAAAUCUCCACGAUGGAUGCUCCUUCAAUGGACACUGUUUACCAGGCGAUCAGCGCUCUAUACGAUGGCCCAAAUGGAAAUGAAAUUGAGAAGGCUUCGCUAUGGCUCGCUGAUGUACAGAAAUCCAUCCACUCAUGGAAGAUUGCCGACGAGUUGUUGCAGCAAAAAAAGGACUUCAAUUCCUGUUAUUUCGCGGCACAAACGAUGAGAGCGAAAAUUCAGCACAACCUUUCAGAGCUACCAGCAGAAUCUCAUGUACCACUUCGUGACACUCUGAUAGCUCACCUGGAGCGCACGACUCCGGACACCACAUCUUCAAUUCUCACGCAGCUUAGCUUGGCAUUGGCGGAUCUUGCCCUCCAAAUGCCAUCUUGGCAAGACUGCAUAAGUGACCUCAUAAAAUUAUUUUCAAACAAAGAAUAUCUACUAUUGGAGAUUUUGACAUUGCUACCUCAGGAAAUUGACUCCUCGAAUUUAAAAUUGGGUGAAAAUCGCAGAGAAGACAUAAAAUCCCAGCUCCGUUUGAAUUCACAGACAGUAAUGUUAUUUCUUAAACAGUGUCUGAAUAAUUCACAAGGUAGUACAAAUGUGGGCUUAAAAUCUAUAAAGUGCAUGACGUCAUGGCUGCAAGUCCGAGCAGUGAACUUACAUGAGAUACCCCAGAACACUGUCAUAGGAUAUAGCUUACAAGUUUUGAGAGACCAUAAUUCUAUCAACACAUUGCAUGAUGCUUCUUCUGAUUGUAUAUGUGCACUAUUACAAUGCUUAGAAGAAGUUAAUGACCAUGAAAAUAUAGACAGGUUGCUAUUUGACAGUGUGGUGGCAUUAGAAGAAAGCUACCACUUGGCUGUUGCUCAUGAGGAAGAGGAAAAAGUGUCCAAUUACGCCAGAGUGUUCACAGAACUAGCUGAAUCAUUUCUGAUGAAAAUAAUUGAUUGUACUGAUAAUGGAAAUACACAUUUUGCAAUGAAAUCAUUAGAAUUAGCUUUAGUUUGUGUUGGAUAUCAUGACUAUGAGGUGGCAGAAAUAACAUUUAAUUUAUGGUACAGAUUAUCAGAGGAAGUGUACAGGAGAGAUCACCAACCAUUGACAGAUGCAUUUAAACCUCAUAUAGAGAGGUUGAUCGAAGCUUUGGCAAGGCAUUGUCAAUGUGAACCUGACUUGACACAAUUGCCAGACGAAACUGAUGAUUUUUAUGAAUUCCGUCAAAAAGUGAUGAGUCUGAUCAAGGAUGUGGUGUUCAUAGUGGGAUCAAGUUCAGUUUUCAGACAAAUGUUUGCUGCAUUACAAUCUAACAUUUCAUGGGAACAGACAGAAGCUGCUCUCUUCGUUAUGCAGUCUGUUGCUAGAAAUAUCUUACCGGAUGAAUACGAAUACGUGCCGAAGGUGGUGGAAGCGAUACUGUCGAUGCCUUCCAGCAGCCACCUGGGCGUGCGCGCCACGUGCAUCCUGCUGCUGGGCGAGCUGGCGGACUGGGUGGAGCGGCACGCGGCGUCGUGCCUGGCGCCCUGCGUGGCCAUGCUGCUAGCCGCCCUGCCGCAGCCCCGGCUGGCGCUGCCCGCCGCCACCGCGCUGCAGAACAUCUGCAAGGCGUGUCCCGGCGGAGCGGCCGAGCACAUCGGCAAGCUGCUGGGCGCCGUGCAGGCGCUGGACCAGCUCGCCGCGCCGCCGCCCGCCGCCGCCGCGCUCAUGCGGGCCGUCGCGCCAGUCGUGGCCAGCCUGCCGCCCGACCAGAUGAGCGCAGCCCUCUGCGAAGCGUCAGCGCCCCAACUGGAGGGUCUCCGUCGGCUGUGCUCGGCUCGGCAGCCCAUCAAGCGCGGCACCACGUCCGACCCCGUGCUGUACCUCGACCGGCUCGCCGCGCUGUACCGCGACCUCACGCUCUCCGCCGACCUCAAAAACGUCGCGGCGUCCGAAACGCACCCCUGUCUGCCGGCGCUCACCGAGGCGUGGCCCGUGCUCAUCGACGUCAUGGACAAGUUCGGCGGCGAGGAGCGCGUGAUGGAGCGCGUGUGCCGGGCGGCGCGGUUCGGCGUGCGGGCGGCGCGCGGGGCGGGCGCGGCGCUGCUGCCGGCGCUGUGCGGCGCGCUGGCGCAGCUGUACCCGCGGCACGCGCACUCGUGCGUGCUGUACCUGUGCUCCGUGCUGGUGGACGAGCUGGCGGCGCGGCCGGGCUGCGCGGCGGCGCUGGCGGGGCUGCUGGCCGACCUGCUGCCGCCCGCCUUCGCGCUGCUGCAGCGGGACCACGGCUUCAGGGACCACCCCGACACCGUCGACGAUCUGUUCCGGCUCUUCAUCAGGUUCCUGCAGCGCAUGCCGGUGCAGCUGCUGUCGUGCGGCGUGAUGGGCAGCAUCCUGCAGUGCGCGUGCUCCGCCGCCGCGCUCGACCACCGCGACGCCAGCGCCUCGCUCAUGAACUUCCUCGCGGACUUCGCGCGCCUCGCCAACACCGCGCACCCCGACACCGCCGAGGCGCAGCACGCCAAGGCGCUGGCCGAGGAGCUGGUGGUGACGUACGGCGGCGCGCUGACGGCGGCCGUGCUGGAGGCCAGCGUGCUGCACCUGCACCGCGGGCUGGUGCCCGGCGCCGCCGACGUGCUGCUGGAGCUGGCGCGCGCGGAGAGGCGGCACGGCGCCGCGUGGCUGGGGGCCGCCGUGCGCCAGCUGCCCGCGCGACACACCGCCGCCGCCACGCUGCUGCAGGCGCAGCACUUCCACAACACGGCGCGCAGUACGGAAAAAUCCAAGGAAAUGACAAAACUGCUGCGCGACUUCGCGAAACUCUACCGAUGAGACCCCCCCCCGGCCCGCCCCCGCGCAUUGAGCUACAACGUGAGUGCUCCUGAGUCUGUAAUCGUUCACCGAUGUACAUCUAGCCGCUGCAGUAGUAUUGUGUAAUUGUAUAGUUAGUUCCGAGGCCGCAGACAAGCGCUGAGGUUGUGUGCGCGUGUUGUCUGCAGCGCCGGGAUAUCUACUAUCUAUCUAUCUAUCUACUACUAAUGUUGUGAGUGCGAGUGUUGCGAGACCACGUUCCCCUGAAUAGUUCGCAACACAGUUAGUGAGCUCACGGCGCCUCCGCCACUGAGCACCGCGAGGGCUGCGGAGUCACAGGGAGAAUGAAGGCAGCCCACUUCUACAAUAGAACAUGAACAGAGCCCGAGAUACGUGAGGGUGUGGCUCAGCACGACUGCCCGACGACUGAUUAGUUCUGGAAACGGCUCUGAUUUCAGUCUCCAAGUCUCUGUGUCUUUUUGUAUAACUUUUUUAUCUAUUUUGACUCAUCGGUGACGGUUCGUACAAAAUGUGUUUCACUUUUCAAUAUCCAUUCUGCAGCCAUAUCUUGAUUACGGUUCUUGUUUUCAAAAAAUUAUAUUUAUACAAAUACAUAACAGAAUUUUUAUUUAUUUGCAUUAAUAAUAAAAUAAACGAGCAUAUCUCUUUCAAAAAAUAUAAAUGUCUAUU